GCGGGUUCCCUAGUGGGAGAGGAUCGCUACAUCCCAGGCGGGUUCUGCCCGGCGCUGUGCUGCAGGGGAGUGAAAGGGAUCUGCAGGGGAGUGAAGGGGAUCCGACUCCGUGGGAUGGGAGGCCCACAGAGGCUGAGUCACCUCUUCUGAGUCAGGGAUCCUCCUCCUUCUUCUCCCCUCCCCCUCCCUCUCUCCCUGAGCCCCCACCAGGGCUUGGCCCAGAGAGCCCGCGAGCGAUCGGUCGAGAAGACCGUCCGUCCAGGGCCCGGGUGGAGACGGCCACCUCGUCCUGUACGGGACCUCGGGUGGCGGGGACGGGAGAAAGGGCGCGGGGAGGCAAGGCAGCAGCCGAGGAGGCGGAGGCAGGGGGUGGGCGCCGCUAGCGAGGAGGCAGGCUCGCGGCCGCCCCUGGGCUGGGCACGGAGGCCGCGGCGGGGGCGGGCCGCGCGGCGGGCGCCAGGCCCGGGGCUGUGGGCACGGUGCCCAGCCCCCGGCGCACGCCGACCGCCGCGGCUGCCGCCGCUGCUGCAGUCGGCAUCCAUCAGCAGGCGGGGGUGUCGCGGAACAGGCUGCUCCGCAGAGCCCGCCCGCGCCGCCCCGCCCCGCGGCCUGCGGGCCCGGAGGAGUCGAGGGGAUCGGCCCUCGCCCAGCCGGCCCAAGAUGGGGACCCCCAGGCCCAGGCGUGCUGGUCACCAUGACAACAGAGACAGGCCCUGAUUCUGAGGUGAAGAAGGCUCAGGAGGAGACUCCACAGCAGCCUGAGGCUGCUGCAGCUGUGACCACCCCAGUGAACCCUGCAGGCCACAGCCACCCAGAGACCAACUCCAAUGAGAAGCAUCUGCCCCAGCAGGACACAAGGCCUGCUGGACAGAGCCUAGAUAUGGAGGAUAAGGACUAUUGUGAGGCCGAUGGCCUGUCGGAGAGGACCACGCCCAGCAAGGCCCAGAAGUCACCCCAGAAGAUUGCCAAGAAGUUCAAGAGUGCCAUCUGCCGAGUCACUCUGCUCGAUGCCUCUGAGUACGAGUGUGAGGUGGAGAAGCACGGCCGGGGCCAGGUGCUGUUUGACCUGGUCUGUGAGCACCUCAACCUCCUGGAGAAGGACUACUUCGGUCUGACCUUCUGUGAUGCCGACAGCCAGAAGAACUGGCUGGACCCUUCCAAGGAAAUCAAGAAGCAGAUCCGGAGCAGCCCCUGGAAUUUUGCCUUCACAGUCAAGUUCUACCCUCCUGACCCGGCCCAGCUGACAGAAGACAUCACUAGGUAUUACCUGUGCCUGCAGCUCAGGGCAGACAUCAUCACAGGCCGGCUGCCCUGCUCCUUUGUCACACAUGCCCUGCUGGGCUCCUAUGCUGUACAGGCUGAGCUGGGAGACUAUGAUGCAGAGGAGCACAUGGGCAACUAUGUCAGCGAGCUCCGUUUCGCACCAAACCAGACCCGGGAGCUGGAGGAGAGGAUCAUGGAGCUGCACAAGACGUACAGGGGCAUGACCCCAGGAGAGGCGGAGAUCCACUUCCUGGAGAAUGCCAAGAAGCUGUCCAUGUAUGGGGUUGAUCUGCACCACGCUAAGGACUCUGAGGGAAUCGAUAUCAUGCUGGGUGUCUGUGCCAACGGCCUGCUCAUCUACCGGGAUCGCCUGAGAAUCAACCGUUUUGCCUGGCCCAAGAUCCUCAAGAUCUCCUACAAGAGGAGUAACUUCUACAUCAAGAUCCGGCCUGGGGAGUAUGAGCAGUUUGAGAGCACCAUCGGCUUCAAGCUCCCUAACCACCGCUCAGCCAAGCGGCUGUGGAAGGUCUGCAUCGAGCACCACACCUUCUUCCGGCUGGUAUCCCCGGAGCCACCACCCAAGGGCUUUCUGGUGAUGGGCUCCAAGUUCCGGUACAGCGGAAGGACGCAGGCACAGACCCGACAAGCCAGCGCCCUCAUCGACCGGCCUGCACCCUUUUUUGAGCGUUCCUCCAGCAAGCGAUACACCAUGUCCCGCAGCCUUGAUGGAGCGGAGUUCUCCCGUCCUGCCUCAGUCAGCGAGAACCAUGAUGCGGGGCCUGACGGGGACAAGCGAGAAGACGAUGCGGAGUCAGGGGGACGGCGCUCAGAGGCCGAAGAAGGAGAGCUCAGGACCCCCACCAAGAUAAAGGAGCUAAAGCCGGAGCAGGAAACCACGCCAAGACACAAGCAGGAGUUCUUGGACAAGCCAGAGGAUGUCCUACUGAAGCACCAGGCCAGCAUCAAUGAGCUCAAGAGGGCCCUGAAGGAACCCAACAGCAAACUCAUCCACCGGGAGCGAGAUCGGGAGCGGGAGCGCAGGCUGCCCUCGUCGCCCGCCUCCCCCUCCCCCAAGGGCACCCCUGAGAAAGCCAGUGAGGCCCAGAGGACCCAGGACACUUCUCAGCAGGACUUGGUACCUGGAAGAGCAGCAGGCUUGGAGGUGUUCACUCAGAAAAGCCUCGCAGCAUCUCCUGAGGGCUCAGAGCAUUGGGUAUUUAUAGAGAGAGUAUACACUAGGCCAGAAGAACUUGGCCUCCUAACAGUGGCCACCACACAACGGGAAGAAAGUGAGGCGGGCCUCGCUGAGAUCCUUGCUGAUGGCAGACUCUCCAAGGUAGACAUUCUGGUGGACAAGUUCAAAGUUGAAGUGGCCACGGAAGAAACAGUGGGAACCAGAAGAGCAAGCACUCAACAGCAAGGGGAGAUGGUUGCAAGUCCAGAGGUCUUUGAGACAAUGAGAGAGGAAGGCCUGUGCAUCAAGGGAGGCCACAGAGAGGCUGCCCGGGCUGCAGGCUGCACAUCACCAGACAAUCUUCUCGAGGGCUCCGAGCUCAAGAUCCGGAACCGCCGCAUCUCAGAGGGUCAGCUGGAGAGCCCAGUAGAGCUGAGCAAGGGGCUGGAGGGGCUCCAGACUUGGCAGAGGCCUACAGCACCGGGAGCCGGGCCAGAACCAGAAGAAGUCCUCUCUCCUGCAUCAGACAAGGGAGGACUCCAGUCCUUCCUGUUGGAUCCUGCCCAGGCAGAAGCCAGGGCUGACUCCAGCGACGAGACUGACACCUCCUUUGCAGAGAGGAGCUUCUAUCUAAACUACGGCGAGAAAGACUCCGAAGACCAAAUUCUGCCCCUGCCGUCAGAGGACAGAGAAGAGCACCCGGAUGCCCCUCCUGGAGAUGGGCCCUGGCUGGAGCUGGCAGAGGAGUACACAGAGCGCUGGGAGCUGAAGUCCUCAGCCCCAAGGGGUUCUGCCCCAGGUUCCAGCCGGAAUCAAGAUGAAACCCCUGUGACUCCCUCACAGGGAGAAGCCCGGUCCCCUAGGGACCAUGGGAGGCCUGGUGACCUGCCAGGAGCUGCUGGACAGACUUUUGCAGACUGGGAAGAAACGCAGCAAAGGCUGGAAGGAGAGUUGACCUACCCAAUGGCCAGGGCAGCUGAAGAUGAGGAGGCCGCCAUGAGUAUAGAUGGGAUGGGAAAGACUGAGGAAAGUCCCCCAGCAGGAUGGAAGAAGCAGCCCCCUGGUGGAGGAGGAGGGGUGCACCUAGAUGCCCAGGCCUGUGCCCUUCUGAGGACCAUUCCUCCUCAUGUUAGGAAGCCAGUCAGGCCAAACCAAGGUGGCCUUCUGCCCAAAGAAAAGAGGGCAAUUUCCACUCAGGCAGCCAGGACAGAGGACAGGGAUGCUGUCACCCCCUUGCCAGCAGCUAUGGAGGACACUUCUCAAAGCCCAGUCUCUCCUUGGCCAGGGAAGCCUUUGGAGUUCGGGGAUCCCUUUGGAGAUCAGGUCCCCAUAAUUCUCAAACACACCUAUCUUCCUGAAGAGAGCCCCGUGCCCAAGGACACACGAGGUGAACGCAAGGCACCCCCAGUUGCCAGCAAGAAACCCAGAGCUGUCCCUGAAGGAGCUGAGGGUCCUGCACUCUUGGGGUUUGUGUUCCCUUCAGAAAAGCAAAAGGAGACUUCGCUCCGGGCUGGGGACCAAGGGGAUUCCCAGGAAGAUAUUAGCAAGACCUCAGUGGCUAACAAAAUCCGGAUGUUCGAGACCCACGGAGCUGAGACUUGCCGAGCCAGUCAGGGUGAAUUGAGGGCCCUUCCACGUGAGCUGCCUCCAGAGGCUGCCCCAGGGCAGGUAGAACAUCCACGAAAUAGGCCCCUAGACUUGGGCUUUGGCCAACUCCAGCCCCCUGGGGACUUGGCCAGCCCCAAAGUUACACACUCUUCUGUCAUGCCUCUGGCUACCCCGCACUAUGGGGAGGGCACCUCUACUACCUCCCACCAGGAAAGAUGCACAGAACCAGAGCUCGUGUCCCCUGAUUCAGGCUGUGAAACCACGCUGGAGGAAGCUACCGGGGUAACUGGCCACAACAAAUCCGGAGAUGCGGGCAGGGAAGAGAAGAGCUUCUUCAGCCGCUUAGCACCAAACACCCCUGGGAAGGGGGGGCGCCUGAGAUUCGCCAGCCCUCCGGGCCCUCAGAGAGCAGGGCUGAGGGAGGGCUCGGAGGAGAAAGGCAAGCCACCACGUCCUCGUGCCCCAGAGAGUGACACAGGAGAUGAGGACCAGGACCAGGAGAGGGAUGCGGUAUUCUUGAAGGACAACCACCUGGCCAUCGAACGCAAGUGCUCCAGCAUAACGGUCAGCUCCACAUCCAGCCUGGAGGCUGAGGUGGACUUCACGGUUAUUGGCGAUUACCACGGCAGCGCCUUUGAAGACUUCUCCAGAAGCCUCCCUGAGCUGGACCGUGAUAAGAGCGACUCUGAGACAGAAGGCGGCUUGGUGUUCUCCCGGGAUCUCAAGGGGCCCUCCAGCCAAGAGGAGGAGUCUGGGGGCAUCGAGGACAGCCCAGACCGAGGGGCCUGCUCCACUCCAGAAAUGCCCCAGUUUGAGUCUGUGAAAGCAGAAACCAUGACUGUCAGCAGUCUGGCAAUCAGAAAGAAGAUUGAGCCAGAAGCCAUGCUGCAGAGCAGAGUCUCCGCUGCGGACAGCACCCAGGUUGACGGCAGUGCCCCAGUAGGGAAGGACUUCAUGACCACUCCCCCCUGCAUCACCACAGAGACCAUCUCCACCACCAUGGAGAACAGUCUCAAGUCCGGGAAGGGGGCAGCUGCCAUGAUCCCAGGCCCACAGACGGUGGCCACGGAAAUCCGUUCUCUUUCACCGAUCAUCGGGAAAGAUGUCCUCACCAGCACCUACGGCGCCACUGCGGAAACCCUCUCCACCUCCACCACCACCCAUGUCACCAAAACUGUGAAGGGAGGGUUUUCUGAGACAAGGAUCGAGAAGCGAAUCAUCAUUACCGGGGACGAAGAUGUCGAUCAAGACCAGGCCCUGGCCUUGGCCAUCAAGGAAGCCAAACUGCAGCAUCCAGACAUGCUGGUAACCAAAGCUGUUGUCUACAGAGAAACAGACCCAUCCCCGGAGGAGAGGGACAAGAAGCCACAGGAAUCCUGACCUCUGUGAAGAGAUGCUGGCGUGUCUGGUCCAACCCAAGCCAGAGAACCAUUAAGAAGGGGCCUUCACUCUGGAUUCUCCGACAACACCAACAUCCCAGCUGCGACGUACUGUCACUGAUGAGAGACUGGGAAGGGAAAGCAUAUAUAUAUAUAUAUAUAUAUAUAUAGAUAUAGAUAUAUAUAUACAGGAAACACUGCGUCCUUGCACGGCUGCUGGGGCUGGCGGAGCAGUCAGCUGAUGGCGACAGCCAACAUCUGCAACAACCUUCAUUUCCUUUGCAGACAAAUUGAAUUGGUGGAAAUUUUUUUUUUUCAGGAAAAUAUGUAACAAUCAUAAUCUCUCACUCCCCGACCCCUUUCUCCUGCCAAACUACAAAAGCAGACCAUGAUGAUUGUAGAUGUCCCCUUGAGCCCCGGCUGCAUACACUCCAGGAUGGGUGAGCAUCCCAUUUGUUCUCCAGCCUCUGUUGCUCCUAAUGCAAAGGAAGAAAAAAAAAAAAAGAUCACGUAGCCAAGCAAGAGAAGUCACAGCAGCAAGACACGCAGUCAGCUGUUUUCCAAGAAA
Messenger RNA from Onychomys torridus (southern grasshopper mouse), 5992 nucleotides. RefSeq names its product erythrocyte membrane protein band 4.1 like 1 (gene Epb41l1). The coding region runs from base 695 to 5425 and encodes 1576 amino acids. Gene Ontology annotation, biological process: cortical actin cytoskeleton organization. Lineage: Eukaryota; Metazoa; Chordata; Mammalia; Rodentia; Cricetidae. The record is from RefSeq and is a predicted model, not a curated record. Gene Ontology annotation, cellular component: plasma membrane; cytoskeleton. Gene Ontology annotation, molecular function: structural molecule activity; actin binding. The transcript has 25 exons.